This is a messenger RNA of Diaporthe batatas, 498 nucleotides long. RefSeq lists its product as uncharacterized. NCBI's taxonomy places the organism in Eukaryota, Fungi, Ascomycota, Sordariomycetes, Diaporthales, Diaporthaceae. The transcript has a single exon. The record is from RefSeq and is a predicted model, not a curated record. The coding region runs from base 1 to 498 and encodes 165 amino acids.
AUGGCCCUCACUCCCGUCGCCCAGGUCAUCACGCCCAAUGACCACGACCAGCAGCCCCGCUACCCCACUCGGUCCAUCUUCCUCGCCGGGCCUACAGACUUCAACUGGCGGCAAGGCUUCAUCACCGCCCUCAAGCAGCGCCUCACCGCCGUCAACAUCACCAUCUUCGACCCCUUCCAGCCAAGGUGGGACGCCACCUGGAAAGAGGACGUCGACACGGACCCGCGCUUCGCCGCCCAGGUCGACUGGGAGCUCUCCCGUCAGGAAGGGGCCACUACUGUCGCCGUCUUCUUCCACGCCGACAGCCAGGCCCCCAUCAGCCUGCUCGAGCUGGGGCUAUGCGCCCGCUCCGGCAAGGCCGUGGUGGGGUGUGAGCCGGGGUACUGGAAGAGGGGCAACGUGCAGGCCGUCUGCCGCCGUUACGGGGUCCCGCUGGCCGACAGCCUGGACGGCCUCGCGCAUCUGGCGGCGGCAAAAUUGGCUAGGAGCAAGGCUUGA